GCAUGUGCACGUCACGGCGCGAGAUCUGUGCGGAAUUCCGUUGCAUCAUAAGAUGAUCUUUGAAAUCGACGAAGUAUUCGAUGGAAUAUAACCUGAGGCGUGCUGCAGCUUAGACGUCGUUAUACAGACCUCAUAUCACCUAGCACCGACUCUUCAUGGCCCCCAAAAAGAUCCUCCUCCUCGGCGCCACCGGCGAAGCCGGCAUCGCGACGAUCCAGUACGCGCUCUCGUCGACGCGCGACGUCGAGAUCCUAGUGUAUGCGCGCAGCCCCGCCAAGAUCCCGGAAGAGCUGCGGGCCGACAGCCGCGUUCGGAUCCUGCCCGGCGGGGAGCUGUCGGAUACGGCCGCGUUGCGUGACGCGGUCGCGCAGAAGCCCGAUGCCAUCGUGUCGCUGCUCGGACCGCCCCCGAGCGAGAUCGGAAAGUGGAUGAACCCGUGGGGCGCCGGAAAGGAAUUGGUGUUUGCAAAUACCUACAGAGUCAUCGUUGAUGCUAUGAAGGAGUUUGGUGUUAGGAGGAUCCUCGUCAUGGGCACCAUCUCCAUUGAAGACGAGAAGGACAAGAGCUCCUUUGGCCGCAGUUUGAUGGUGUGGGUUGUGUGGGCGGUCAUUCACAAUGCUUGGAGAAACAUCAUUGCCGUGCGCGACUACUUCGAUACUAUCAAGCGCGAGGACGGCAUCGACUGGACGAUCUUCCGGCUUGGUGGCGUCUUGAACGGUGACUUUCAAGCAGUGACGGACGGGUACGUCGGAGACGGGAAUACGACGCUGUCUGUCAGGAGGAGCGAGCUAGCUCAGUGGUUGGUGGAGCAGGCUGUCAAGGACGAGCCGGAGUGGGUCUGCGAGAAGCCGAUGGUCUCCAGUGCUUCGAAGCAGAAGGUCUGAACGUAGUAUCUAUAUACGAGCUUGUUCUUCCGACAGUAUCAAUCAUUAUCGUC
This is a messenger RNA of Tricharina praecox, 937 nucleotides long. RefSeq lists its product as uncharacterized. The transcript is spliced from 3 exons. NCBI's taxonomy places the organism in Eukaryota, Fungi, Ascomycota, Pezizomycetes, Pezizales, Pyronemataceae. Bases 156 to 884 code for a protein of 242 amino acids. The record is from RefSeq and is a predicted model, not a curated record.